AUGGAGUCCACCACCUCGGGAGGCUUCCGGUCCCGUCGCUCAUACCCAUCCCUUCACCAUAUCUCUCUAGCACCCUUAAACCCACAGUUUCCCAUUGACGACGACACAGAUCCAACCGACUACUUCAAUCACCGUGACUAUGAUACUCCCGCUAGUGGUACCCGCACACCACCAGCAUCAUCCUAUCUAUCCAGCCUCUCAGUCCCAAGCACGCCACCGAUCCUCUCCCACUCACGUAGCAACUCGCGAAGCCGCCACCACAAGCGCAGCAAGACCUCUACAGGGGCAGGCCCCUUUAGUGACAUGAAUCUGCAUAAAAGGGAGCUAAGCCAUGCCCUCCACCACAUGCAAGACACACACAAGAAGCAUCACAGCAUCUCUCAUUUGCAAGGACGACGCCCCCUGUCGGACAGCACGCCGAAAUCCAAAUCCGACACAGAAUGGAUGCUUCGUGCAGGCAUCGCACUAGCAUCCUCGACGCGCGAGGAAAAAGGCCAAAGCUGGCUCUCUAAGCGCGAGAGCUCAACAAGCCUCACACCCUUCGACGAAACACCCACCAACCGCCACCACCACCGCACCAAAUCAGGCGCCUCGUGGCGCGUUUCUCGCUCCGGCGCCUCAACCCCAGGCGGGGCCGGCGCCCUCUCCCGUCGCGCCUCCCGCUCCCGCGCCGGCAGCAGACGCGGCAGUAGAGUCGAACUUACCAUGACCUCCCUUCCAGCGGUAUCAUCUAGCUCAACGACAGCAGAAAAGGUAUGUACCGGGUCGGGAACGAACACAGGUACCGCCACACGCACGGCAAGCCCCGAGGCGCGCGGCCGUAGUCCCCUUGUGCCGGACUUCGUGGACGCACAUCUCCGCGCGGAGAUGGCAUCGCUACAGCACCGCGAGCGCGGGUUAGAUGAAGACUCUGUGUAUUGGGAGGGAGCGGGCUCGGGCGAAGAGGACUCUUCGUCUGAGUACUCGUGUAGCUCUGAUGAGACUCCGGAUGAGUUUGAUGAGGCGGAUUUGCAGCAGCUGACACGUGAGCGUGGGUUCGGGCUCGGCUCUUGGAUUGAUCGGUUGGUUGAGUGGACGCUUUUCGGGGUUGAGGAGUGGCCUACUGCUGUGCCUGCUGCGGCUGUUUCGCGUAUUGGUACGGCGGAUACUACUACUACUGUUACAUUUGAGGAGCCUAUUUUUGUUUCUAGGCGAGAUGACGAUGGGCUUUCGCUUGGCUCAGUUGGGGAUGAGGACUUGUCUGAUGAUGCGGCGAGUUCUACCGGCGGUGCCGCUCCUAUUGAGAAGCCUGGAACCCAGGGUGGGUGGGAAGAUGCUGAGUGGUUGUUGCGUUUGAUGAAACGGGUAUUGGUAUGA
This is a messenger RNA of Penicillium coprophilum, 1356 nucleotides long. Its product is annotated as DUF3984 domain-containing protein. The transcript is spliced from 2 exons. The coding region runs from base 1 to 1356 and encodes 451 amino acids. Lineage: Eukaryota; Fungi; Ascomycota; Eurotiomycetes; Eurotiales; Aspergillaceae. The record is from RefSeq and is a predicted model, not a curated record.